Eimeria mitis is the source of this 453-nucleotide messenger RNA. RefSeq lists its product as uncharacterized. NCBI's taxonomy places the organism in Eukaryota, Apicomplexa, Conoidasida, Eucoccidiorida, Eimeriidae. Bases 1 to 453 code for a protein of 150 amino acids. The transcript has a single exon. The record is from RefSeq and is a predicted model, not a curated record.
AUGUACCUAGACCACCUGCAGCAGCAGCAGCAGCAGCAGCAGCAGCAGCAGCAGCAACAGCAGCAGCAGCAACAGCAGCAGCAGCAGCAGCAACGGCAGCAGCAGCAACAGCAGCAGCAGCAGCAACAUAAGAUUCUCCUGUCUCCUUUUUCCCUGUCUCCCGCCACCCCCACCCAAACUCAGCUGACUAUACACCCCAACUGCCUAUACACCCCAGCUGCCUAUACACCUGAGCUGCCUAUACACCCGAGAGCUGCCUGUACACCCCAGAGCUGCCUGUACACCCGAGAGCUGCCUGUACACCCGAGAGCUGCCUGUACACCUGAGCUGCCUGUACACCUGAACUGCCUGUACACCCCAGAGCUGCCUGUACACCCCAGAGCUGCCUAUACACCUGAGCUGCCUGUACACCCGAGAGCUGCCUGUACACCCCAGAGCUGCCUAUACACCUGA